AUGAACCAAGUCAGCGAGCUGCGGAGGUUCGAGACAUCAAUUGACUACCAGCUGGAUAAGGACAGGUUGGGCAAAUUCCUGCUUUUCUACGAGGAGGAUGGGGAGCUUGCCUAUGUCAACAGGCUCAGAGAGUCUAAGGGCUGUGUUGAGAUUGACAUGGAGGAUAUAGCGGUAUAUGAUGAGAGCGGGCUUGUGAAUAGGAUUGAAGGGAAUGCAAUGUCUUACAUAAAUCUACUGUAUACAGUGAUAGAUGAGAUUCUCCUUGACAGUGGAGAGAUUUCCGGAAGAGAGGAACCAGAAGAUGUUUUUUUUUACCACAGGAUUUCGAGGCUCAAGGAAAGAUUUCCUGAGAAAAAGGCCACAGACGUGUUUCCUUCGUUUUUGUUAAGAAGGUACUCUCUGGUGCUGAAGCCAAGAAGAAACACCAGAGUGUAUUCUGUUCGAGAGCUAAAGUCCAUGCAUAUUGGAUCCUUGAUACGAGUAAGUGGGAUUGUCACAAAGGUUAGUCAAGUGAAGCCAAGCAUUAAGGUUGCAACGUAUAUCUGUGAGAGCUGUGGAGCAGAGACAUACCAGCAGGUAGAUGGAGAUGUGUUUGAUCUUUUGGAAGAAUGUGGAAGCGAGAAGUGCAGAAUCAGGAAUGUUCGAGGGACUCUAAUUCUUGUAACGAGAGGGUCUAAGUUCAUCAAGCAUCAAACUGUCUAUAUGCAGGAACUAACUGGGGAUAUUCCACGUGGGUGUAUCCCAAGGACAUUGGUGAUGGAAUGCUAUUCUUCACUGGCAGAGGAAUGCAGGCCUGGGGAUGUAGUUGUUGCCGGAGGAGUGUUUAUGCCAAAACCUUAUUAUGGGAUAAAGAAAUUGAAGGCAGGACUACUUGCAGACGUCUACUUGCACGCUACCAGUGUUCAAAGAAUUGGAGCCAGAGUGUUUGAUAUCAAUAGGGAGGUAAAAGCGUAUCCCGUGGAGCAAAUGGUAAGGUCGAUAGCACCUGAGAUUUUUGGGAUGGAAGAUAUAAAGAAGAUUUUGCUUUUGAUGCUUAUUGGAGCACCUGGAAGGGUUCGCGAGGAUGGAAUGAGGAUAAGGGGAGACAUAAAUGUAUUACUUGUAGGAGAUCCUGGUAUCGCAAAGAGUCAGCUCUUGAAGACAUGUGUAAAGAUAAGCAGGAGGGGGGUUUACACGACAGGAAAAGGAUCUAGUGGGGUUGGUCUUACUGCAAGCGUAACCAAGGACCAGAUAACCGGGGAGAUGAUUCUUGAGGGAGGAGCCUUAGUUCUUGCAGAUGGAGGAAUAUGUUGCAUUGACGAAUUAGACAAAAUGAACGAAGUUGAUAGAAUUAGUAUCCACGAGGUUAUGGAACAGCAAAGUGUGUCUAUUAGCAAGGCAGGAAUCAAUACAAGUCUGAAUGCAAGAUGCUGUGUCCUUGGUGCAGCCAACCCUGUUCGAGGAAGGUACGAUAUAAAGCAGAGCAUCGAGCAUAAUAUCGGGCUUCCCUGCUCUCUUCUUUCAAGAUUUGACGUUGUUGCCAUUCUUCGGGACGAAUCCAACUUGGAGAGGGAUGAAAGCCUUGCCAACCACAUUACAUCCCUUCACCUACAGGAAGAGCCAGAAACAAUCCCUUAUGACGAAAUUCGAGGAGUCAUUGAUGAGGCAAAGAAAAUAGAUCCCAUACUUCCUCCUCACCUUUCAAGCAAACUAACGGAUGCAUAUGUGAGAGCCAGGAAGGAAAGCCCUUAUGUAACGCCCAGAUAUCUUCUAUCGCUCAUAAGAUUAAGCCUCGCACACUGUAGACUUCGGCUUUCCGCAGAAGUUGGCGAGGAGGAUAUUAAUGAAGCAUUAAGGCUCAUGAACGUGACAAGGAUCCCCGUUCCAAAGAAAAAGAGAGAGGAGGUGUCAAGCAAGAGGGAAAUAUAUAACCUUAUUCUUUCUCUUGCAGCUGAGGAGGGAAACAGAAAAUAUGUGAAGCUAGAACGCCUGUGGGAGGCUACAAAGGACAAGUAUAGCACCAGCGAGGUCGAGGAUGUUAUUUCGGACUUUGCAUCGUGUGGAAUCUGGAUCAGGAAUAAUGAGGAGCUAGUUAUUUUUAAUUAA
This is a messenger RNA of Encephalitozoon hellem ATCC 50504, 2085 nucleotides long. Its product is annotated as minichromosome maintenance protein. Gene Ontology annotation, molecular function: single-stranded DNA helicase activity; ATP hydrolysis activity; ATP binding. NCBI's taxonomy places the organism in Eukaryota, Fungi, Microsporidia, Unikaryonidae. Gene Ontology annotation, biological process: DNA replication; DNA replication initiation; DNA strand elongation involved in DNA replication. Gene Ontology annotation, cellular component: MCM complex; nucleus. The transcript has a single exon. The record is from RefSeq and is a predicted model, not a curated record. The coding region runs from base 1 to 2085 and encodes 694 amino acids.